Messenger RNA from Anolis sagrei ordinatus, 1380 nucleotides. RefSeq names its product rhodopsin (gene RHO). Gene Ontology annotation, biological process: phototransduction; G protein-coupled receptor signaling pathway; visual perception. Gene Ontology annotation, cellular component: plasma membrane; photoreceptor outer segment. Gene Ontology annotation, molecular function: G protein-coupled photoreceptor activity. NCBI's taxonomy places the organism in Eukaryota, Metazoa, Chordata, Lepidosauria, Squamata, Anolidae. The record is from RefSeq and is a predicted model, not a curated record.
CUUCUGCAAUUGAGGGGGGUUACUAUAGAGAAGUAGAGAAAUACUUGCUUGCUGGUAAGAAGUACCUAAACAGUUGUCACUAUGAAUGGAACAGAAGGCCAAAAUUUCUAUGUUCCCAUGUCCAACAAGACUGGUGUGGUUCGGAGUCCCUUUGAGUAUCCUCAGUACUAUUUGGCAGAUCCUUGGCAGUUCUCUGCACUGGCAGCUUACAUGUUUCUUCUGAUUCUCCUGGGAUUUCCUAUCAACUUCCUCACUCUCUUUGUCACCAUCCAGCACAAGAAACUCAGGACACCCUUGAAUUACAUUCUUCUAAAUCUUGCCGUAGCCAAUCUCUUCAUGGUCUUAAUGGGCUUCACCACCACCAUGUACACAUCUAUGAAUGGAUAUUUCAUUUUUGGGACAGUAGGAUGCAACGUUGAAGGCUUCUUUGCCACUCUGGGAGGCGAGAUGGCUUUAUGGUCUCUGGUAGUGUUGGCUGUGGAAAGAUAUGUGGUGGUCUGCAAGCCCAUGAGCAACUUCCGUUUUGGUGAGACUCAUGCCCUCAUUGGGGUGAGUUGCACUUGGAUCAUGGCCUUGGCCUGUGCUGGUCCGCCUCUCCUUGGAUGGUCGAGGUACAUCCCAGAAGGCAUGCAAUGCUCAUGUGGAGUUGAUUAUUAUACACCAACCCCUGAAGUCCACAAUGAGUCAUUUGUCAUCUACAUGUUUUUGGUCCAUUUUGUCACACCAUUGACCAUUAUAUUCUUUUGCUAUGGACGCCUCGUCUGCACAGUGAAAGCAGCUGCGGCUCAGCAACAAGAGUCUGCCACCACCCAGAAAGCUGAGAGAGAAGUCACCCGCAUGGUCAUCAUCAUGGUCAUUUCCUUCCUGGUUUGCUGGGUCCCUUAUGCCAGCGUGGCGUUCUACAUCUUCACCCACCAAGGAUCUGACUUUGGCCCUGUCUUUAUGACCAUCCCAGCUUUCUUUGCCAAGAGCUCAGCCAUCUACAAUCCUGUGAUUUACAUUUUAAUGAACAAACAGUUCCGUAACUGUAUGAUCAUGACCCUCUGCUGUGGAAAGAAUCCUUUGGCCGAUGAGGACACGUCUGCUGGCACAAAGACAGAGACAUCCACAGUCUCUACGAGUCAGGUUUCUCCUGCCUGAAUCCACCUGAAUCCACCAAGAAAAUCUCUUACCUUUGAAAUCUUUGCAUGGCUGCACUGCCACACACACAAUCUGCAGCAGGCCAUUUGCAACUCACCUGGCAGAAUGAACUUCUUUCUUCUGUGACUGUCUGACAAACAAAGUUAUAAGGUUGUCAUUUUUAUGACUACAUUUGAUGUGGAAUUCAAGCCAGGCCAAUGGCUUUGACAAGUCACAUGCAUUAAAAUUGUUAGAAUUGAA